AGACGGGAAUGUCAAGUUUUUAAGAGUUGACUAUCCGUGAUGCCAACGUCUAUUUCCUUUGGUCUAUGACAUUUUUUGUUUUGGCGCUGCUUCGAGUUACAAUGAGUAUUUUAGAACGGAAAACAGCGAAAGUCAAUGAGCCUGCGUACGUUAAGGAUUUUUCAGAAUAUGGAAAAAUAUAUCAGAUACUUUGCUCGCCAUUCGAGUGGACGAAAGAGAUUAUAUUAGUGGCUUUUGAACAUAGGAUUCUUUUAACCAAAUCUACCUUGCAAGAAUCCUUGCAGGUAACCAAACUUGCAGAGUUUGGUCACCCAGCCCGAUGCACAUGCCUAAGUCUUUCACCUAAUACAUCGCUUAAUGUGGUACCCAAUGAAGUUUUAUUUUGUUCCGGAGCGGCUGAUUAUAAAAUUCGAGUCUUUCAAGGUGACCUGCAGGAUAAAAGCGUGUGUCGAGUCCUGAGUGGACACACCAGCUACAUCAACGAUGUCUCGUUCAAUACAGAAAACAAAUAUCUAGCUUCAGGCAGUGAUGAUAACACUGCUAGAGUAUGGUACGUUGGAAAGUAUAACCUAAAACUGACUUUGCAUUUGAGCUCGGCUGUAGUUGCCGUGGCAUGGCACGCAGCUGACGCCAGAAAACUGCUCGUGGGGGAAAAAAUUGGUUUAAUAAAAUUUUACAAUGUGGAAUCGGAGACUCCGAUUUUGUCAUUGGAUUUUGCAAAGUCCCUAACUUCGGUGCAUUGGUGUCCGAGCGAAAGCCUAGUGUUGGCAUCGCUGCAGCUCGGUGAAGUGCUAUUUUGGGAUCUGAGCAAACCAUGUUUACCACAGCAGAGCAAUUUAGUGUUUUCGGAGAACGGGGGUCAAGUCAGAUUUUCUCCGCACGAAGAACUUUAUGCAACGGUAAAUAGUUUGGAGGGUUCAUUAAAAGUUUUUCAUAUCAAGACGCAGACCAUCAAACUGAGCGUUUCUGUCUGUCUUCCGACAAAUAUUCAAUGGCAUUACCAUUACCCACUGAUUUGUGUCGGAGAUGAUUCGAAAUUGUGUUUCUGGAAGGUUAAUUAAAAUUAGUUAAUAAACUGUUAUCAGUUAAUU
Messenger RNA from Cylas formicarius (sweet potato weevil), 1091 nucleotides. It is a transcript of the gene Nup37, whose product is annotated as nucleoporin Nup37. The record is from RefSeq and is a predicted model, not a curated record. Gene Ontology annotation, molecular function: protein binding. NCBI's taxonomy places the organism in Eukaryota, Metazoa, Arthropoda, Insecta, Coleoptera, Brentidae. The transcript has 4 exons. Bases 66 to 1061 code for a protein of 331 amino acids. Gene Ontology annotation, cellular component: nuclear pore outer ring.